Penicillium verhagenii is the source of this 1605-nucleotide messenger RNA. RefSeq names its product putative GABA permease. Gene Ontology annotation, biological process: transmembrane transport. Gene Ontology annotation, cellular component: membrane. The record is from RefSeq and is a predicted model, not a curated record. The transcript is spliced from 7 exons. The coding region runs from base 1 to 1605 and encodes 534 amino acids. NCBI's taxonomy places the organism in Eukaryota, Fungi, Ascomycota, Eurotiomycetes, Eurotiales, Aspergillaceae. Gene Ontology annotation, molecular function: transmembrane transporter activity.
AUGCCUAUCUCCCAUAGAUCCAGGAAUGACUCUCAGAUGUCAGACAGCGUGAUCGACGAUGAUGUUGAGGAUUUCCAGAAGGCGCCCAAGGGCCUCGUUGCGCCGCGGUAUAUGGGGACGGUGGCUGAUCAGCGGGAUAUGAGUGCGUUAGGGCGCGUACAGGUUCUGCGCAGGAACUUUCGAUUUAUUUCCAUUGUGGGAUUUGGGUGCACUCUUAUUUGCACUUGGGAGGUUAUCCUCACAUUGCUAUCCUCCGGGCUGACUGAUGGUGGCACUGCGGGAUUGAUUUGGGGGUUCAUUGGUGUUUCCAUUGGAUUUACUCUUGUGUAUGCCAGCAUAGCUGAAAUGGCAUCGAUGGCACCGACCGCUGGCGGGCAGUACCACUGGGUAUCAGAAUUUGCUCCCCGGCGUGGACAAAAGUUCUUGAGUUACAUGACAGGAUGGCUUUCUGCAAUGGGCUGGCAAUGUGCCAUUGUCUCGAUCGCGUAUCUGGCUGGCACGAUCAUCCAAGGACUGAUCGUGUUGAACCACCCCGAUUACGAUUUUCAACGAUGGCAUGGGACAAUGCUGGUGAUUGCCAUUUCGUCUUUUUCAAUAAUGUUCAACACCUUCAUGGCUAAGAAUCUGCCAUUUGUCGAAGGUUUGAUUUUGAUCAUCCAUGUCAUCGGCCUGUUUGCUAUCAUUAUUCCACUAUGGGUACUAGCCCCACGCAACAAUGUCCGUGCUGUCUUCACCAGCUUCAACAAUGGUGGCGGUUGGGACAAUUCUGGGACUGCGACUCUAGUUGGACUCUCAACCACUAUUACCUCGAUGCUGGGGUACGACUGCUCCGUUCACAUGUCGGAGGAAAUCAAAGAUGCAUCAGAGACACUUCCCAAGGCCAUGAUGUGCUCUGUAGCCGUUAACGGAGUCCUAGGAUUCAUCAUGUUGGUCACCUUAUGUUUCACACUAGGCGAGGUCAACACUGUACUAGAUACACCAACCGGAUAUCCAUUCAUUCAGAUAUUCUACAAUACGACCGGCAGUCUAGUUGCGACAAACGCCAUGACGGCGGUUCUGAUCGUGACAUUAACCGCUAGCACCAUCACCGAAGUGGCCACCGCCUCGCGCCAGCUCUGGUCAUUUGCUCGGGAUGAGGGAAUUCCAUUCUCAUCCUUCUUCGCUUAUGUUACACCAGGUUGGAACAUCCCUCUCAACUCCGUGAUGGUGUCCCUCGGGGUCACUGUUAUCCUUUCGAUGAUCAAUAUUGGGUCAGAAGUAGCCCUCAACGCAGUCAUUUCUCUGACAAUCACGUCGCUCAUGUCAGCAUACAUCGUAUCUAUUGGCUGUGUGUUGUUGAAGCGGCUCCGUGGCGAACCACUUCCAGCCCAUCGAUGGACACUGGGCAGAUAUGGUAUGGCGAUCAACAUUGGGGCCUUGGCUUUCCUCCUGCCCAUCUUUAUCUUCGCGUUCUUUCCGUUGUCAACGCCGGUGACACGUGAGACAAUGAAUUGGAGUGUGGUGAUGUACGUUGGCGUCAUCGGAUCGGCAACGAUAUAUUAUUGGGUCAGGGGCCGGCAUCAUUUCAUCCCCCCUGUGGCAUUGAUUCAAAGGGAUGGUAUCUAG